Messenger RNA from Geodia barretti, 399 nucleotides. NCBI's taxonomy places the organism in Eukaryota, Metazoa, Porifera, Demospongiae, Tetractinellida, Geodiidae. The record is from the annotation of a GenBank genome assembly.
AUGGGCCGACGGACUACCCCGGCGACUACCGAGAAUGCAAAAGACCCACAUGCCACCCAUCGACGGCGCCUGUCCGGCAAGGUGGCCCUCGUCACCGGCGCGGGCAGGGGAAUCGGCAAGGCCAUCGCCGCCGGAUAUGCCAACGCAGGCGCCGCCGUAUGCUGUGUCGCCAGGACACAGUCCCAGAUCGACCGCACCGUCUCCGACAUCCAAUGCGACGGCGGCACUGCGAUCUCCGUACAAGCCGACGUCACGGACUAUGACUCCGUCGUCCACGCGUUUGCUUGCGCGCCGCUCCGCGAGUCGAGGACGAGUCGAUAUCGUCGUCUCAAUGCGGUGGCACCUCGACCGCGACGAAACGCCAUCGACAUCGAGAGCGGUAGCCGUAGCAGUGGAUAG